Messenger RNA from Parnassius apollo (apollo), 537 nucleotides. Lineage: Eukaryota; Metazoa; Arthropoda; Insecta; Lepidoptera; Papilionidae. The record is from the annotation of a GenBank genome assembly.
AUGCCGGCAUAUCAUUCAACAUUAACAGAUUACACUCAAUCAAUUGGAAACCUAGCAUUAUUACCUAUACGUACCACUUAUCGUGGCCCAGCACCGAUGAAUCCUAAGCUAGAACUGGAUGUUAUUGACGAAGCACUCAACUACUUUAAGGCUAAUGUAUUUUUUAGAUUUUAUGAGAUUAAGUCAGAUGCAGAUAGAGUCCUCAUAUACUUAACUUUGUACAUCUCGGAAUGCUUGAAAAGAUUGCAGAAAUGCUCCAAUAAGAAUCAGGGCCAGCAAGAGAUGUAUAUGCUUGCUAUUUCGAAAUUCGACAUUCCAGGGGAGCCAGGUUUUCCCUUAAAUUCAGUUUAUGCUAAGCCUUCCAGUUCUCAGGAAGCGGAUUUAAUGAGACAGUAUUUACAACAAUUGAGACAUGAAACGGGCAAUAGGGUCUGUGAAAAGGUGUUUGCAACAGAAGAUGGCAAGCCCAGUAAGUGGUGGCUUUGUUUCGCUAAAAGGAAAUUCAUGGACAAAUCUCUUUCGGGUCCAGGCCAGUAA